Trichoderma atroviride IMI 206040 is the source of this 846-nucleotide messenger RNA. RefSeq lists its product as uncharacterized. The record is from RefSeq and is a predicted model, not a curated record. NCBI's taxonomy places the organism in Eukaryota, Fungi, Ascomycota, Sordariomycetes, Hypocreales, Hypocreaceae.
AUGGCUUCCUCAGACGACGAGCACAAGUCCUCCUCCGUCUACCUCGUCAUGGCCAUCAUCCUGGCUGUUCUCAUCUUUCUCAACGUCCUUCUCGGCGUGGUCUAUCUCCUCAUUCCAAAGGAAUGCUUCGACUGUCAAGGUGCUAUUUAUCGUCGACGAGCUGCUGCGGCUGCGGCUGCUGCUGCUGCUGCCGCUGCCGCCGAAGAUGUCGGUAGAUUCUAUCACCAAGCUCACCGCGGCCCUCAUCAUGGCUAUGAAGCGAGAUCCAUCUACAUCUCCGGUUCUCAAGGACAGCAGGUUACCAUCAUCAACGGCAUUGUCGAGGUGGAUGACGAACUUGACCCGUGGGCCUACUGGGCUACUGAUUCUGAAGAGACUCUACACGGAAUCUCUCUCAACACCGCCCAGCCUCAGUAUCAACGUCAAAGCCAUUACGAUAUGCACGGCGACGCCGCCAUCGCAGCUAGAACUACGCCUACCGUCAAUGCCAUGGUCUCUGACUACGACUAUCGUCACAGCUACGAGCAGGAUGCUCCGGAAAUGCAGCUCACCUCUGACGGCCUCGUCACCAGAAUGCCCAACGAGGGAGGCCUGAUCCUCGACCUGGCAGGAUACGACACCCAGUCGCCCAUGGAAUCCGUACCUGAGCGCGCCGUCGUUCGCCCCCCGCUUGCUCGCAACAUUGACGUCUAUCCGCCUCCGCCGCACACACCUUCGACUGUUCGCACCUGGGGAAGAGAUAGCGACGCUACUAUUCGUCCUGUGGUGGAGAGUCCGCGCCGCGAGGUUGCUGGAGCGAGAGACAAGAGGUACAGCAGACUGGUGCAGGGCGAAGACUGUCUCUAA